UGGUGGCAUGCCAGUUCAAUUGUAGCAUGCGAAGCGUACUCGCUGGCCUGGCAGGAUUGGCGUUAUCCUGCGCUGCCUCCAAUGCUGCCGAUAUGUUCCAGCACCUGCUCCAACUCCAAAUGGACGCAGGUAUCGGCCAGCACAUCGAGCCAUGGACGUGUGCUACCUGCAUUGGCGGGUGCAUUGUUCAAGGCGAAUGCUUGGCAUCCUCACAUGAAGAGUGCGACAUUCGUCAUGAAGGUGCGCAGUGGUGCGCCCCACCCAAACCAACACCUGAACUUACACCACAAUUGGCACCUGCUCGAACAUCUACUCCCCAGUCUACACCCCAAGGGACUCAAUUCAGUACGCUACCACCAAUCCCAACCCCAUCUCCAUCGAAUCAAAGUCGAAAUUCAACAGCAUUCCCCUCUCCUGUGUCAGUUCUGCAGGUGACGCCGCAGCAAUCACCUCCGCCACUCAACCCGACGACCCCCUUGCCAACUACACUUAAUCCCACGACGCCAUCUCAAAGUCCCCCAGACACUCCACGACCAAGCCCUCUAGCCUCGUCAAGCACCAGCAGUCCCAUGCUAUUACUGCCUCAGCUGUCAGCUUCUCCUCAAACAUCGUCCUCCCAGCAGACGUCGAGCCCACCGUCAGCCUCAUCCCCCGCCAAGCUAGCUUCUCCUCCAUCUUCAGAGUCACUUCCAACUGUCCUCGAUGCCCAUUCCACUCCAAGCGACAAGGAGUCACCCCCUGCGCGUUCUUCACGUGAUUCUACUCCCUCCGACACUUCAAAUUCUGACAACGAUCCGACUUUCGAUGCAUACAUUCCGUCCCUUCGACUCUUCGCGCCUCGAAGCCCCAACUCCAAUCGUAAUGACGCCACAAAUCAGGCCAGCACGCAGUCGUCGUCCGUCGUCGAUUUGCUCGGGUCGGACGAUCCAGUCAACCAAGCCAGCCGCGUCGUGUUUAACGCAGUCAUCGCAGGCACGUUGAUUGUCAUGGUGGCGUUCCAGGUCACAGCUCUUGACCCUGUUUCCGUUGGGGACUUUGCUGGCCCCCCAAAUCUGUGGGAACUGCCUGUGUUUUUCACGUUUUUGCAAAACGUGGCCAUCGUCGCCAUGGCGAGUAUCGACUCGCCGUACGCGCCGUUUGCCCUGUUUACAGAUUCGUUUUCGUGGCUCUUGUUUCUCGUCAAAGGCAGUCGUCUGUCUGCCCCAUCAUCCAGAGCAUUGCAAACAUCCUCGCACGAGGCCGCGUUUGGCAUCCAGCAGUUUGCCCUCCGCCUCAACAUUCCAGAAAGAGACUUGUUUGUGCGCGCGUGGACGUGCUUCUUCGUCGUCAUGUCGGCGAUGCUGCUGCUCCUGUGCCUAUUCAACGGCCUAGCGACGUACUUCAGUCGCCACUACGGGCCCCUUCUGAACCAAGUUGAGGACCACCCGAACGCCGACAGAUUUGAAAAGUGGAGCCUCAAGGUACAAGGGGUGUUGGUGUGGGUACUCACCCAAGCGGUGCUUCCCCUCACGGCGGUGUCGGUCUUUGAAGCCUCCGCAUCUCAGUCGCCUGCGGCCGGUGGAUCCGCCAGCAGAGCCUUGGCCGUGGCGGUGCUCGUGAUCAUCGGAGACGCCUGCGUCGGCGCAUCUUUGGUCCUGUGGCGGCAGACCGAAUCCAGUCUGUCCAAGUUCCACACCAAAGCCACGUUUGGGGUGCUUUACGUGAACCUCCAGUACCCGCACCGGGCGUUCUGUGGGGUCACGCUGAUGGUGCAGCUUGUGUCGGGGGCGAUGAUGUCUGGAGUGGGGACCCCUUCCACCCAGAUGUUGUGGCUCGUCAGUGUCCACGGCCUGUACAUGCUGGUGCUGGUGGUCGUGAGGCCGUUCGUGACCAACUUGCACUUGAGUGUGGCUGUGCUGGUGGAGUUGGUCAAUAUCGCCAUCUACUGCCUCUGCUUCGCCCAAGCCAAGGCCGCCGUGGAUGACAUUCACACCAAGAAGACGCUUGGGUAUGUCGUCAUGGGUCUCGCGUGUCUGUUGGUGGCACUGUUUUUAGUCCGGACGCUAAAAAAACUCGUUCAAAAGAACGACAAAGUGAAAGGGACGGAUCAAAGUUUUACUGUAUGUUUGAGCGAUGAGCAGGAGUCUUUCUGCGAACUGGAGAGGCCUCUGCUAGGGUGAACCAAACCUUCCGUGCAUAGCUUAUUGUAGUACUAACUACACCUUUUUUCGGUUAAUUUCAGGACCUCACCAUACUUUUUCGCGAAAUAAACAACCAAUUCGCGGCGG
Molecule: messenger RNA, 2267 nt
Organism: Aphanomyces astaci
Lineage: Eukaryota; Oomycota; Saprolegniomycetes; Saprolegniales; Verrucalvaceae
Exons: 1
Biological process (GO): transmembrane transport
Source: RefSeq, a predicted model, not a curated record